This is a messenger RNA of Corvus hawaiiensis (hawaiian crow), 855 nucleotides long. It is a transcript of the gene METTL21A, whose product is annotated as methyltransferase 21A, HSPA lysine. Gene Ontology annotation, cellular component: cytosol; cytoplasm. The record is from RefSeq and is a predicted model, not a curated record. The transcript is spliced from 3 exons. NCBI's taxonomy places the organism in Eukaryota, Metazoa, Chordata, Aves, Passeriformes, Corvidae. Gene Ontology annotation, molecular function: protein-lysine N-methyltransferase activity. Gene Ontology annotation, biological process: peptidyl-lysine methylation. The coding region runs from base 117 to 773 and encodes 218 amino acids.
AGGGGCCGGGCCUGUCCCCGCGGCGGCCCCGGGGCAGCGCGGAGCUCGAGCAGGGCCCAGCCGGCGGCCGAGGCCGCGGUGAGCCGGGACCUGGGGCUGUGGUCGCCGACGGCGCGAUGGCCAUGGUGCCCUACGAGGAGGGAGGCGGCUGGGCAGCGCGGCAGCUGCACAGGCCUUCGGCCACCUUCCACUUCGCCAGCCGCACCAUCCGCCUCCAGCAGGACUGGCGGCGGCUGGGGGUGGCGGCCGUGGUCUGGGAUGCGGCUGUUGUCCUGUGUGCUUAUCUGGAGAUGGAAGGCAUUGAUCUCAGGGAUCGGUCUGUGAUUGAGCUGGGAGCUGGAACUGGAUUGCUGGGAAUAGUGGUCACAUUACUAGGUGCCCGUGUUACCAUCACAGACAGGGCGGCAGCACUGGAGUUCCUGGAGUCAAACGUGCAGGCAAACUUACCCCCUGAACUACGUCCCAGAGCUGUGGUGAAGGAGCUGACAUGGGGAAAAGACCUGGAUAACUUCCCUCCAGGAGCAUUUGACUUCGUCCUGGGUGCAGACAUUGUUUAUUUGGAAGAAACAUUUGCAGAACUGCUUCAGACGCUGGAGCACCUGUGCUCAGAGCAAACUGUGAUUCUUCUUUCCUGUCGUAUCCGCUAUGAACGGGAUCUCAAGUUCUUGAAGAUGCUGAGAGACCGUUUCUCUGUAUACGAGGUCCAUUAUGAUUCCAGUAAGGAUGUUCAUAUCUACAAAGCACAGAGGGGUAGUCGCAAGGAUGACUUUUGACUCUGUGCUUUGUUAAUAACCCACGGAUGCUGUUCAAUUCUUCCCUUUGUUUCUACUCAAUACACUCGUUCCUAAGCAUGAA